AUGGCUCUCCUGGAAAUCGCCUGUUUCACACCGGAAAGCGCAAUAAGGGCAUAUGAUGCGGGAGCAGAUCGCAUCGAGCUCUGCGAUGAUCGAGAGGCGGGCGGGACAACACCUUCUAUGGAGACGCUACGAGCCGUGAAGGAGCAGGUCACGGUUCCCGUCUAUGUGAUGAUUAGAGCGCGAGGUGGGAACUUCGUCUACACGGAGGCAGAGUUUGGAAGAAUGCUGGACGACGUUGACAGGUUCAAAGCAAGCGCAGAGGGCUUUGUGUUCGGAGUACUGGGUGACGGCAAUGAUGUAGAUAUCGAGCGGACAACACAACUGGUUGCAAGAGCUUCGCCUCUGCCAUGCACCUUCCAUCGUGCGUUCGACGAAGCUCAGGAUCAGCUGCAAGCGCUCGAGGACGUUAUGGGUUGUGGAUGCAAAGCCAUCCUGACAUCAGGAGGAGCGCCAAAUGCAGCAGCUGGAGCAGUUUCACUGGCUAAGCUCGUCGAGCAAGCAGAAGGCCGCAUCCAGAUCAUCGUCGGCGGCGGCGUCAGAUCAGAAAACGCUGCAGAGCUUGCUGAAGUCACAAAAGCCAAAGCUUAUCACUCCUCGGCCAUCCUUGAGGGAUGCGCUGAUGUCGACAUGGACGAGGUCCGGCAGCUCAAAGCACUCCUAUGCCAACCACAGGUCCAUGCGGCGGCGUCUCCGCAUCCUGCGCAACAGGCGCGGUAUAUCGCCAAGAUGGGCAGUAGUGCUUCAUAUAUGGCUGCCGUCUCCGCUGGCCCUAACACGCCUAAGGAUGAGAUGGAGCGGCGACUGAGAUGA
Molecule: messenger RNA, 810 nt
Organism: Saxophila tyrrhenica
Lineage: Eukaryota; Fungi; Ascomycota; Dothideomycetes; Mycosphaerellales; Extremaceae
Exons: 1
Coding region: 1-810 (269 amino acids)
Molecular function (GO): copper ion binding
Source: RefSeq, a predicted model, not a curated record